CUGCUACAAAAGCAAGAGAGAAACAACCAACCCCCUCUUUCCACUGAGCCCCAACAGUGUGAUGAAGUAGAACGGAAAUGGAAGAUUCUGAGAAAUUGACGGCGUUGAAGAAGGCUUACGCCGAGACAAUUCUGAAUACGGCGAAGGAGGCGGCGGCUCGAAUAAUGGUGUCGGAGCGGAAGGCUCUGAGCUCUCAGCAGGAUCUAUUUAUGGCGAAAGAAGAAGCACUUCGUAUGCUUGUUCGGCUCAAGCAGAUGAUGGAUUCUAAGAUCGGUGAAGCAAAAAUGAUAUCCUUGAGUCAACAGAAGAAAAUUGAAGAGCUUGAAGCACAGCUUGAGGAAGCAGAAGAUAUAGUGCGAGAACUUAGGGAGGAGUUGAGAGAAGUGCAAAAUGCAUUGGAGAAGAUGACAAAGAAACAAUUGCAGCCUUUGGAUGAAAAAAGUUUCAAGGGCAAUGCUGGUACUGAGGUAGAGGCACCACAGGAGUAUAAACUCAGUGCAUCUGCUUCCUUGAUACUUCCUCGUACAGGUUCACAGCCUGAGCCUGUCACAACAUCUGACCUAAAAAAUUCAACUUUUAAUAAGAGAAAUGAGGGCAAUAAAUGUUAUGGGGCAAAUGAUUCAUAUAUGGAGAAUUGCUUUGUUGCUAACCGGGAUUUUGCCUCCAUAGUCACAAGGAGCAAAGAGCCUGAGCUGUACAGAAAUGGAUGCACCCAGAGAAUACGUGCUUUUGAAAGCAGCCUGUUGGAAGGGAAAUUAUCUCUUUCUGGACAAGUAGAUGGUGCAAUGAAUGAAACAACUAUUGGAGAAGAAGAAGAGGGUGGUGAAGGGAUCUAUAUGACAUCCAUUCCCAAGGAUGACAAUGUGUGUAGAAUGGAGAGGAACCCAGAUGAAGCCGAAGAAAUAAGGCAAGAAGAUGGAAACUUGUACCCUGUUCAAGCUAUUAAGUCCUUUCGCAGAAAAAGAAAAAGAGCUGUUAGAUAUAGCAAUAAAACUCCCUCUUCUACAUGUCUUCUUGAUCAAGUUACAGAAACACAUCAAGCAUCUGAUCUUUCUUUCUCCAAAACUUACCAUUAUGCAAUCACCAAUGAUCUUCAAUCUGGUGAAACCCCUUCCAAUAGAACUGCAAAUGAAUCUCAGAAGGAUCCAGAAUCCCCUGCAGCCCUAAAAUUACCCUCAGAUGCAACUGAGACAAGUAAACAGUCAGAAUGCAUAGAAGUUGCUGAAAAUGAUGCUGAAUUUGUGAAAGCAUGUACUGCUCGAAGUACACUAAACAAGAAUAAGGUGUUGAUAGAUGACACAGUUUUGUUGAGACAAGAAAGUGGGUCUCUGGAGAUUUCAGAAGCUCAAAAUUGUACAAUGGAUCUUGAGACAGCUAAUGUGUCAGUAGUGAACUCAGAUCUGAAGGUAUCUGAUAAAACUGAUGUGGUUCUUAGUCAACCUGUGCUCAAGUACACAUUUCGAAGGAAGAGAAAGAAGGAAACUUUGGGCCAUGCUGAUGGGAAUAUCUCUCUUGAAAAGAACACUUUGAAGAGAAGCACAGAUGAGACACAAAAUGGCCCUUCUGAGCCACAGCAGGCUAGCUUGAUACCUGAAUCAUCUCGAGACAGUCGGCAAUUAGCGCAGGUUGCUCGUCAGCUAAUAUCUUUGUCAGAGAAAAAAUGGUGGCAGUAGAUUUGCCUUCAAGCAGCAACGGUGUCCAACAUGCAGGAUGCCAAUGGGAUGGUCCCUCCCUCUGCAAUGUAGUUCUGAAGGUGAUUUAGUCAAGAAAACCGAUGAAUGACUGUCUUAUCAAGAGACAAAAGUAGAUCCCCAAGUCGAUGAUAUUUAGGCAUGAUAUUCGGUAAGUUAUUACCAGAGCUGUAUUUCUUUAACUUCUCUCUGUCUCUCUCUCUCUCUCUCUCAGACAUGAAUUGUGAAUUGUUUAUGGCAGUGUUGGCCAAAUCUUGAUCAGUUUUAUUUAAGUAAAUUCUAUUGCCACAUUUUAACACAGAUUACUCCUUGUUGUAUGAUGAUAACUUGUAUGUGUGGGUGAGUUAAAUGAAUGGUAUCUGUAGAGAUGCUGGAGGGAUUUUUGUUUC
This is a messenger RNA of Vitis riparia (riverbank grape), 2080 nucleotides long. RefSeq lists its product as uncharacterized. NCBI's taxonomy places the organism in Eukaryota, Viridiplantae, Streptophyta, Magnoliopsida, Vitales, Vitaceae. The transcript is spliced from 4 exons. The coding region runs from base 78 to 1673 and encodes 531 amino acids. The record is from RefSeq and is a predicted model, not a curated record.